Messenger RNA from Balaenoptera ricei (Rice's whale), 4055 nucleotides. RefSeq names its product regulator of chromosome condensation 1 (gene RCC1). NCBI's taxonomy places the organism in Eukaryota, Metazoa, Chordata, Mammalia, Artiodactyla, Balaenopteridae. The record is from RefSeq and is a predicted model, not a curated record. The transcript has 11 exons. Gene Ontology annotation, cellular component: cytoplasm. The coding region runs from base 1630 to 3075 and encodes 481 amino acids. Gene Ontology annotation, molecular function: guanyl-nucleotide exchange factor activity.
AAAUCUACGAAUUCCUUUUGGCCUGUCAUUGUUUGCCUGCCAACAUUUUGCAUAAGACAUUUGAUCCUUCUGAACUCAGUUCCCUUUUAUGCUGCCAUUCCAUGCAUCUAGAUAUUUUGCUACUUUUUUUUUGUAGGCAUGUUGACAGUUUCUUAGGUGUAUGCUCAUGUUCCAGGAAGAUGGCUUUUUAAAAUUUAUCUUCACAUCUUUAAUACUCAACGAUAGAGGAGAGAUUUCUGUUUUGCAAAUGGAACAAUUUUGAAUGACUUAACCAAAGACAGCAAAGCUGUCAUGUGAGCCAUGUAAUGUGUGUACUCUCUCGAUCUUUCCAGGGGAACUAAGGGUUUGGUCUCUUGUACAGUUCCUUUCUGUGAUAUGGGGGUUAAGUUGCGCCAGCAUAUGCGGAGCAUAUGUCUACAAUGACAGUAACUAUGAUAGAUAAAAGCAUAACUUUUGGAAGUUAUUAGAAACAGUUGUUAAUCCUGGUGGACUUUAACUUUCCUCAAGUCAUGUAGUAUGGGAUGCGGGGAAAUGAAAUGUCUUGAAAACGGGUACAGUAAGUCCUCUACAUACAAACCUUAAGAUGCGAACGUGUGUACACAUGUCCAAUCACGUAAGUUAAUUCAGGUGUCUGGUGUACAUUGUCAUAUGCGUGCAUCCUCUACAAGUGGUUGUACUUUAGCAUACUUUGCAGUACUGUAUGCAGUACAGUAGGACAGUAUCUGUAUUUUAAGCCCAGGAUGUCUGGAAACAAGCAUAAAAGCAGUGAUGUAGGUGGCACUGCUGAAGAACGAAAGAGUUUCAUGAUGCAGGAAGUGGUAAGGGGGUUUUCUUUAUGUGAGGAGGUACUGUUCGUUUUUGAGGCAGAGGACCCGAACGUAGAACGUCACACGAAAGUUGAAGCAACCAUUCAGAAUGCAAUCCAGUGCUACGGUGUCAUCUGACGAGAAAAAAAAGCUAGUACCCAGAUAGCACUGGAUCGUUUUUUCAAGAGGGUAGAUAGAAUUGAAUCCAGCAAGGGACCAGAACCUGUGCCAUCAACGUCAGGCACAGUGAAAUUGCAGCUUGCCCUCCAUCUCCUAUUGCUGAUGAUCCUUCAGCUCUACCAUCUCCCACCUCCAGUCAGUAACUCAUGGCCUAUUCACUUGAGGCCAGCCCCUGUAUGCUAGCUGUUGUACUUUUCAAGGUACUGUAAAAUUUAAAAUGUUUCUUAUAUUUUUUUGUGUUUGUUUUUUAUGUAUUUGUGUGAAAAAUAUUAUAAACCUAUUACAGUACAGUACCAUAUAGUCGAUUGUAUUAGUUGGGUACCUAGGCUAACUUUGUUGUACUUUGUCCGCUCUCAGAACGGAACUUGUUUAUAUGGGAAUUUACAGUAACUGUUCAGUCAGACAUUCCAACGUGGAUACCCCGGGAGGUCACUCCCCGGGCUCUGUCCUGGUGGCGUAGGGGAGCAUAGGGCUCUGCCCCAUGAUGUACAGUCCCUUUCCACAACGUUGGAGAUGAAGCUGGGCCUCGUCCGCGCCUGCAUAUUCCUACAGCUUCUCAGAGUCCUGUGGACAAUGACUGAGGAGACAAACCAUGCAGUGAGACAUCUAGUAAACCAGAAUUGAAAAGUGAAGUAAGAUUGUUAUGUAUGAAUCUAAUUCUUUUUUGUCCUUUUCAUUCAGGAGAGAAGAGGAGCCUUGCCUGACUUGUGCAGUUAACAAUGUUUUGUUUGGCAGGGAGAUUAGUAAAGACAGAAAGAUGCCACCCAAGCGUAUAACUAAGAGAAGGUCAUCCCCCGAAGAUGCCCUCCCCAAAAGCAAGAAGGUGAAGGACCCUCGUAACCAGGCAGUGAGGGCUGUUGCCUCCCGCCGCGUUCCAGGCGCCCGCUCCUGCCAAGUCUCACAUAGGUCCCACAACACAGAACCGGGUUUGGUGCUGACACUGGGCCAGGGCGACGUGGGCCAGCUGGGGCUGGGCGAGAAUGUGAUGGAGAGGAAGAAGCCAGCCCUGGUGCCCAUUCCAGAGGACAUCGUGCAGGCUGAGGCUGGGGGCAUGCACACUGUGUGUCUAAGCAAAAGUGGCCAGGUCUACUCCUUCGGCUGCAAUGAUGAGGGUGCCCUGGGAAGGGACACAUCAGUGGAGGGCUCAGAGAUGGUCCCUGGGAAAGUGGAACUGCAAGAGAAGGUGAUACAGGUGUCAGCAGGAGACAGUCACACAGCAGCCCUCACCGAGGAUGGCCGUGUCUUCCUCUGGGGCUCCUUCCGGGACAAUAAUGGUGUGAUCGGGCUCUUGGAACCCAUGAAAAAGAGCAUGGUGCCUGUGCAGGUGCAGCUGAGUAUGCCCGUGGUGAAGGUGGCCUCAGGAAACGACCACUUGGUGAUGCUGACAGUUGAUGGCGACCUCUAUACUUUGGGCUGCGGGGAGCAGGGCCAACUGGGCCGCGUGCCUGAAUUAUUUGCUAAUCGUGGUGGCCGGCAGGGCCUCGAACGACUCCUGGUCCCCAAGUGUGUGAUGCUGAAAUCCAGGGGAAGCCGGGGCCAUGUCAGAUUCCAGGAUGCCUUCUGUGGUGCCUACUUCACCUUUGCCAUCUCCUCUGAGGGCCAUGUGUAUGGCUUUGGCCUCUCCAACUACCAUCAGCUAGGAACCCCAGGCACAGAAUCUUGCUUUGUACCUCAGAACCUGACAUCCUUCAAGAACUCCACGAAGUCCUGGGUGGGCUUCUCUGGUGGCCAGCACCAUACAGUCUGCAUGGAUUCAGAAGGCAGAGCAUACAGCCUGGGCCGGGCUGAGUAUGGGCGGCUGGGCCUUGGGGAAGGUGCCGAGGAGAAGAGCAUACCCACCCUCAUCUCCAGGCUGCCCGCCGUCUCCUCGGUGGCUUGUGGGGCCUCUGUGGGGUAUGCUGUGGCCAAGGAUGGUCGUGUUUUUGCCUGGGGCAUGGGCACCAACUACCAGCUGGGCACAGGACAGGAAGAGGAUGCCUGGAGCCCCGUGGAGAUGACAGGCAAACAGCUGGAGAACCGUGUGGUCUUAUCUGUGUCCAGCGGGGGCCAGCACACAGUCUUACUAGUCAAGGACAAGGAACAGAGCUGAUGAAGCCUCUGAGGGCCUGGUUUCCGGCCCCCCCCCCCACCUCCCUCCUGGAACAAGGAAGCCGUGAUGUCUACAUAUUCCAGCAGGCCUCUUCCAGCUCCAAGUACUCUGUCAUCUCCUGCCUUUUUCCCAUCAGCAGAAAAGAAUCCUUCUCUUUUUUUUCCCUCAUUUUCCGGAAUCAUCCUGGGACCUACAGGAUGAGGGUGGGAUAGAUGGAAGAGGGGAGGGGGUUUUAAUCAGAAGGAACAUUGCUGACCCCACAGCUAUGUGGUUAGACCUUUCCCCCUCAUCCCUAAUUCCCAUGGUCCUGGCUGACCCUGGUUUUGCCUAUCAAAAACCAAAACUUCCUCCCCUGCGUGUUUGGUGCCCAUACUCUGAGAAGUCGGGGCUCCAUCAAGCCCUGCUCUAGUCAUGUGCCACUCUUCCUGUCCUUCACAACCCACAGACAGACAGAUGGUACAGUCCUGAGACCCAGCUGUCAUGGACCUAUAACUGGAGAAGGGGCAGGGCUACCCAGCCAUGGGCAACCCCAAGCCAAAUAUUUGGCCCUGAACAGGUGCCCAUGGGGCAAAAAGAAAAACAGUGAUCCUCCGAUUGAUCAAGAAAAAAGCCAAUCAGCCUUUCUCCCAGAAGCACAAAGCAUUCUGCCCUUCAGGCCUUGUCUGCCGAGUCUCACCCAUCCAACCUGCCUCACCUGCAGCCAAGGGCCUGAAAUCCAGAAAAGAAGCUACGCCUGCAGGGCAGGACCUCGAGGAGAGGGGAAGGAGGGCUUUAUAAGCAAACUUACAGCAAUAUUGAGAGUGAAGGGAGGGCGGGGAAGAGGGUUGGAGGGGCAGAGACUGGUCCCCAGAAAGGGAAGCAGUAGCUUGUACAGUGGCUGAAAAAAUAGAAGAGUAUUGAUUUUUUUUUUUUAAUGUAUUUUGGAGGGGAGAGUGAAAUCUUUUAACACUUUGAAUAAAUCUAAGAGUUUUAUAAAACAG